Molecule: messenger RNA, 5039 nt
Organism: Marchantia polymorpha subsp. ruderalis
Lineage: Eukaryota; Viridiplantae; Streptophyta; Marchantiopsida; Marchantiales; Marchantiaceae
Source: the annotation of a GenBank genome assembly
CGUCCAAAUCCAAUUGCCUUCGGAGCUCGAACAGCUCUGUUCUGACUCGCUCUGCAGUAGAAAGGAUUUCUUUUCUACUGCUGCCGAGCGCUUGCGGGCUCGAGGGCUAGAAGGCUUGAGGCACCACCGAGUCAUUCACUCUUUUACUCAUCCAUUCAUUCAUUCAUUCAUUCGGUCUCCCUCUCUGGCCUGUCGAGACUUUUGGGUCUUCCGGUCUUCCAUAUCUAUCUGUCCGCCGAUCUCGUGGAAAGAAGAGAAUCUCUCGUAUGUGAAGAGUCCCAUUCCACACGAGACAUAUAUGAUCAUGGAGUAUCGAAUAUGUGUCAUAGGUGGGGAAGCUAUCAUCAUCAUCCACUCUCAGUAUUCCCAGAGUGUGGACUAGACUAGCUAUGCGCGGGAUAAUGAAAAUAUUUGGCGAACAUUCUUGCUGCCGAGGAAAUGUAACGAACGAUCCACGUCCUCGCGCGACAUGCGCACAAAAUGUAGCGCGGUUCGAACGGCGUUGCAGUCGAGCAUACAUCGUUGGGACGCGCCGAUUGUCACGGCACGUAGUAACGACCAUGGGACCACGGACGGCGAGAACCGCGCUCCCGACGGCGAGAACGUCGGGAGCGCGGUCGGUCGACGGCGCGUCUGGGCGCGACCAUGGAUUUCACGCGGGGCAUGCAGCAAACACUAAAUUAUGUGGAGGCGGAUAGGGAUUCCCCACCACGGGCGGAGGCCGGCUCUCGUCGUGGUCGAGGGAAGGUCGAGGCUCGCGCGCAGAAGAAAAGAGGCUACAAAAGAAAACGGCCCAUGCUCGAAUGGGUGGCGAGACAUGGCGAGGGAUUUGAGGGUGCCGUUUGAUGUCUUCCACACAGGACACUGCUGUACUCUAACGAACGCACGGACCAGUCGUAUGAUGUCAUUUGUCCCGUUUUACUACACAACCGUGGCUAGGGUUACUUAUGUUCAGGAAUCGUUGCAUGAAGAGCAGUCUUCUGUAAAGAUUGAACUUUAGCACUGGAAUCGACCACGCUUGUUUUGGGUCUGGACUGGAAACGAGAGUUUGCAUUUGUUUACACGUAUAUUGCCGAGCACGGUAAUGUAUCCAAUAACUGUAUCAUAAUUUUCGUAUUGGUAGGGGGUACCUCACUGCAUGACGGAAAUAUCUGGAUAUUUCGAGAUGGGAACUUGUCAACUUCUAUUUGUCUGCUUGCAACAUUGACAGUACUGUCUUAAGACACUGAAGAAACUCUGAACAAAUAUUUUUGUCAGAAGCAUAUCAUGCAGUCUUGUAAUGGUUACCAAAAAGAAGGACAAGAGAACUCCUCGGGAGAAAUUCAGCACUGCACUAACCACUACAUGUCAUUUUCGUCAUGACGUGUCUCGAGAAGAUUACAACUAAACUGGGAGUUGCAGCCUCCCAGAUAAUUUGCAGGUCCAGAUUAAUUGGUGAUGGAACAGGAUGUGGCUUGAAUCUGCAUCUGAAGCUUCCAAUCUGAAAAGGUUUGGCCUCACACUGCACAAUGCCCUCACUUGUUUAUGAGUUGAGUAAGACAGCUCUUCACUGAUCACCGUUCACUGUCAGAGCAGAAAGAAAGAAAAGUCUACGAAGUCGAAAACACGGUGCUGGAUUAAGCACCACAGUUUUCGAUCAGCCUUAUGCUGUACAGUGCAACUUCACUAUCCACCACAGCCAUAUCAGAUUUCGGGAGCAUGCUUCAGCGGCCGCUGCUUCUGCCGAGCCAUGGAGCCAUGGAGCCAUGGAUGCUCCAAGAGUUUGGGCGAUAUGCUCUGGGCUGGACUUGCCCAUUCACAUCACCUCGAAGCAGCAGUAGAGCCCUUUUUAGCUCGGUGGUGACUCUAGUGAUCAAGUUGAUCCGUAGAUCGGGCGAGCGCUAGCCAUGAAAGCUGCCAGACAAAUAAUUCAGGGUGCUAGUGUAGACUUUUAUCCAGCACGACCACCCGACUAGCCCCAUGGAGUUAGGUAGACCUGCAUCGAGAACAGCAGGAGCCCUGCCUCGUGCUACGCUACCGCCUGCCCGGCCUAGGUUCGGCUCGAUUCUCUCGUCUCGACCCGAUGCCCCCCCCACUCUCCACCCCUCGUAGGCCCCCUAGCCCCCCUCGCCCCCCUCGGCCCUCGGGCGUGUGUGGUGAUGGAAACGCAUUGCAGUCGGCGUUGAAGCUGUGCUCCCCCUACUGUCCCGUACCCAUCCACCCCCCACACUCUAUGCCAAGACAGCUCGAUGUGUCAACCGCUAACUGUCAAACCCUAGCACAAGCUCUCGGGUGUGGACUUGUGCGCUUCGAGAUGGAAGCGGAACUGGAAACACCUUCCAUCCAUCCAGCCAUGGGUAGCGCCAACAUUUGCACAUAUGUCUUGACUCUAGGCUCCAGAAGCUGGAGCUGGAGCUGGAGGCGGAUCGGAUCGGCUGAACCAACCUCCUGGCGAUGCGAAAAAAAUAGAUUACUUUAGCAAACAAUAGUCGAGGCAUGUUGCGUUGGAGAUAAGCCAUGCAAUGCAUGUUCGUGCGCUUUUCGAGCUCGGUGAUAUGCUCAAGUUGACCCGUACAUGCAGCGAGCAAGAACUAGCCAUCAAGACUGCCAGACAAACGAUCCAGGUUGCCAUUGCCGAGCUUUAUCGACGUAGUGCAGUUGGGUGCAUUUGUAGACAGGGGGCUGGCCGCUCGCGGAUUGGAUCGGCUAGGCUGAGCCUGGCUUCUCUCCCCUCGCACCUCUGGCCUCCCGAAAUGCUGCCUGCUCCUUUCGGUGUGUGUUCGUGUUUCUGUGCGCGUGUGCGCUGCGGUGCGAGCGAUUGUGUGUGCGCGUAUGUGUGUGUGGUGCUCGUGAACGACCAGCUCUGCUUGCAGUCGGCGUUGCAGGGCAAGGCACUCCCUCAUUCGUCGACACUUUCAUUUCCAUAUUUCCUCCGACUUUUUCCCUUCCGCGCUCGACUUCCUUCCCUUCCAUGUCGAGAUAAGACACAGCGCUAUGCUGCCUGCCUACAUGCUUUCCGAUCCAAGCGUCUGCAGGUUAGUCUUGUGCUUUUGAAUGUGCAUGCACUCCGCCAAGGGAUGUGGAGAAAGCUGACGCUUUCGCACGCUGCCACCCGCUAACAGCACAAUUAGCGCAAAUCGAGCAGGCUUACGGUCAUGGCGAUGCUGCUCACCUGCUGCCCUACAAUUCCGUGGUCGGAUUUUCUCAUCAUGACGACACACUUUAGCCAUUCGGAUAUGUGCGCGAGUCGGUCCGUACCGGGAAAGAGAGAGAGUAGUCACGAACCCUACGAGGCAAAAAAUCCAGGUUGCUCUUGUAGACCCGCGGGGCGCUCGGCCUAGCGCACACACAUAGCGCAGUUAGGUGAACCUGUCGAUAAUGAUGAACCUGUUGACUCGUAUCGCCUCGCAUUUGGCUUUACUCGCGGGGGACCGCCUGCGCUUUCUCUCUUUCUCGUCUCGUUGGUGGGGCAUGCGUGAAUUUCGAGCCUGCAGGCCGCCGUGCAGCACUUUCAGCUAUCGGUGCCUUCUCUCGUUCCAAUCUCGGUCAAACAUGGCCUCAGACCGAUCAGCCUCCAAAAUCAGGUCGCGAUCGGGCAGAGGCUAUUCCGCCGAGCUUCGUUCCUCGACGGCUUAUCGCAAUUUCGGGAUCAGCUUCGGAUCCGAGGAAAACCUCGAUCGAUUAAGCGCCACGGAUUGGCAUGAUCGCGGUGCGGUGCGGUGGGGUGACAGGGGUGCAGCAUCAGCUCGUUCGCAGCUGGAACCUCAGGAAUUCACCUACCGAUUCUCCAGCAUCUCCGUACGUCGGUCUAGCUCGAGCUGAGAUCCGUCAUCAUCGCGCAAAACAAUCAAUUCAGGUCGUUAAAUGAGACCUUUUAUGUUAGCCAGGGAGUAGCGCUGUUGAGAGCGGGCUCCAUGGCUUUUCCUUUUCGCUCUGCGAUCACAGAUGGUGAGUGAAGCUCGACUUUCGGUUUUCAUGCCUCGUGGACGUGGACAUAAUGGCCACUGCCAGCACCGGCACCAGUGACGCUUAAGUGAGCGUCGAAAUCGAGCGCGGGGGCUCAGAUUCUCGAGGCUCGACGUUCGUUAUAUCUCCGGCUACUUUGCGUUUAUGAGCAGAAGCCGCUGGGUGCCAUAUCUUUUCGCUCUACUUUUGCUCUGCUCUCGAGUACCCGCCACAACGAUCGCGGUAGACUUGGGCAUGGCAGCCUUUGGUGCCUCAGUAUGAGCAGCACCGUGGGAAGUCGCCUAAAACUGAGCUCGCCUUUGUUGUGGCUCCAAUGCUGCACAAAGUCGGUAAUCUGCCAAGGCUGAGGUCAGGUGUGCGGCGCAUCUCGCUCCACAGUCCAGGGAGAAGAGAAUAUCCGCCCACUCACCGAACUCUUCAGAAAAGGUGCGUCGAUUCUAACUACAUAACAGCUUCUAUGGGCUGAUGUCACUUUUCUCACAUUUCUUGGUCGCCAGUACUUGCAGGAAGGUUCAGCUUUUCUCCAUUUGAAUCAGCUACGCUAUGUCUGUACAGAAGCUGCCAGACUCCCUCGAUCCCCGGAACGCAGGAAAAAUCAAUCGGCUCCUUCUAAGAUGUGAAAGGCAGAUGUUGUUUCAGGACCCAUUGGACUCAUAAAGUCUUCUUCUCAGACACACUCAGCAUAGCAUCUCAUUGCCUCCAUAAAGUCCACCAUAUAUGACUAAAUCUGUUCUCUCUCUCCCUCUCUGUCUCUGAGCACUGGAAUUCAUCACCCUAAUCUGUGUGCCUUAAGAAGAGCGAUAUGAUGAAGCGUGUCAAUGUGUAGCAAAGAUUUAUAAUUGUCAAGAGCGUGGAGGCUUGUGAUGAUAUCUACGAGCCAAGAAGCAAAAGUCAAGAGAGGCAAUUUGUUUCUUAAAAGAUGUUUCCACAGGUGUUCAUUAACCACUCUUCUGCUUACUUCAUGUCUGCAUCUUACUAAAUGUAUGCAAGUAGCUAAUGGUUAUAACGUGUGAAUUUGCGUUCAUCGUCGAUGGUGACCAGUAAUCCUAAACUCUUCAAUUAUUAAAAGAGGGUUCACGGUUUAUAAUAACCUG